CUUUCAACUAUAAAUUUGCAUACAGAACUGAGAGACUCAUUCCUGAGUUCACUUGUUGAAAACUCAUGGGAGAUAAGCAGAUGAAAGGUCGGGAAAAAAUUGAGAUGAAAAAGAUAGAAAAGGAGGAUGAUCUGUAUGCUACUUUUUACAAACUAAGAGAUGAGCUUUUCAUGGAAGCAAGUGAACUUUGCACAACAUGCAAAGUUGACAUUGGAGUCAUAAUUUUUUCUCCAACUGGUGAGCCACACUCUUUCUUCCAUCCAAAUGCAGACAAAGUUUUCAAUCGAUUUCUGGGGAGAGACAUGCCUAGGGACGAUGCAGAUCAACUUGCUGAGGCCCUUGCUCGAGCUAGAGUUGAACAGCUCGAGCAACAACUUCAUGAGCUUGAAGUUCAACAAGAGAUUGAAGAAGAACGAGCCAAGAAGUUGGAUGAACUUUUUGCCCAGGAUGGCAUUGUUGGUUGGCCUGGGGUGCCAAUUGAUCAAAUGGACAUGGAAAUGGUAACAAAUCUGGAGGCAAAGAUAGACAAUCUGCUUCUCCAAUUGGAGGAACAUGCCAAGAAGUUGACAGAAGAGGCUUCUUCAUCAAAUGUUCCCCCCAGCAAGAUUUGAUUCUUAGUCUAAUCUUCUGGAUACAUUUGUGGUGGGAUCAAAAUAAGCAUAGCCACAUUUCUUUCCCUUCUGUUGGAUCAAAAUAAACAUAGCCGCAUUUCUUUCCCUUCUGUUCACCCCAUCAUUAGUG
Messenger RNA from Coffea arabica (coffee), 741 nucleotides. RefSeq names its product agamous-like MADS-box protein AGL28. Gene Ontology annotation, biological process: regulation of transcription by RNA polymerase II. Gene Ontology annotation, molecular function: RNA polymerase II cis-regulatory region sequence-specific DNA binding; protein dimerization activity; DNA-binding transcription factor activity, RNA polymerase II-specific. NCBI's taxonomy places the organism in Eukaryota, Viridiplantae, Streptophyta, Magnoliopsida, Gentianales, Rubiaceae. The record is from RefSeq and is a predicted model, not a curated record.